AUGGAAGACAACAUGAUGAUCGACCCAACUACUCCAGCACAAAAUACUCUAACGCAAAAUUUUCAAGCCAUUGUGAACAAUACUCAAGUGGUGUUGGACUGGAAAUAUGAAAUGAGACGACAAAUGCAAGAAAUUCUCCCAGGAUUGUUUCUUGGUCCCUAUUCUUGUUCAAAAGACCUUGAAAUGUUACAACAAAAUAACAUAUCACAUAUUGUAUCAAUUCGAGAUUCAUCAGAGAAAAUGUUAUUAAAACCAAGAUUUCCUGAACAUUUUCGAUAUUUUGAAAUAGAGGUGAAAGAUUCUCCUAAUGAAAGGUUGAUUCCCCAUUUUCCACAAGCAAAAGCAUUCAUUGAUGAUGCACUUUAUAACGGAGGUAGAGUCUUUGUUCACUGUAAUGGUGGAAUUUCAAGAAGUCCUGCUUUCGUGGUCGCAUAUGUUAUGGAAACUGUAAAGAUGGACUAUCAGCAAGCGUAUAGUUAUGUUCAAAAUAGAAGAUUUUGUAUGAAUCCCAAUGAAGGAUUCAAAGUCCAAUUAAAGGAAUAUGAGCCCAUAUAUUCCGCCAGGGAUUCAAUUAGUGGACAUCAAUAUACGCCAGGAGAAAUAGGAAGACAAGCUAUACGAAGACCUGCACCUGAUGAAGAUGAUCCAAAUGAAUUUGAACUUGCAAGAAGAGCGCCUGCGUUCCAUGGAGAAACAAAUGUACAGAGGUGA
This is a messenger RNA of Funneliformis caledonium, 711 nucleotides long. The record is from the annotation of a GenBank genome assembly. Lineage: Eukaryota; Fungi; Glomeromycota; Glomeromycetes; Glomerales; Glomeraceae.